AUGGGGCCUGGCCUGAUCCUGCUGGAGGUGCUGUUGGUGCUGAUGGGGCCAUCUCUGGUCCCUGGAACAGAGAGGAGACUCAAGACCCCUGACGCCCACUUCUUAUACCAGGAGAAGGGCGAGUGCCGCUUCGCCAACGGGACUGCGGGCGAGGUGCGCUUCCUCUACCGCUCCUUCUGGGACCGGCAGGAGUGCGCUCGCUUCGACAGCCGCCUGGGGCGCUUCGCGGCCGUCGCCCAGCUGUGCGAGAGGGACGUCGAGCGCUUCAACCGCGACCCGCAGACGCUGCAGUACUGCAUGGCCGCGGUGGACUCCUUCUGCCGCCACAACUACGAGAUCGACGAGGGCUUCCUCCACAGCAGGAAGGUUCAGCCCACAGUGAGAAUCUCCCACACCAAGGCAGAGCCCCUGGACCACCACAGCCUCCUCAUCUGCACAGCGGCAGCAUAUUACCCCUCGGAGAUUAUUAUCAAGUGGCUGAAGAACGGGCAGGAGCAGACGGAGGGGGUGGGAUACUCGGAAAAGUUUCAGAACGGAGACUGGACCUUCCAGGACCAGGUGAUGCUGGAGACGGUGCCCGAGCGGGGGGACGUCUACGCCUGCCAGGUGGAGCACAGCAGCGUGACGGAGCCCAUCACCGUGCAGUGGGAGCCGCAGUCGUCACACUCUGCCAAGACCAAAGUGUCGAUGGGGGCUGUGGGGGUCGUGCUGGGGGUGGCCUUUGGGGCUGCCGGACUCUGCCUCUACCUGAGGGCUAGGAAUGGUAAGAGGUGGCUCCCACCAUACCUGCUGCAGGGCUCCUUAAUUAGUCCAGAUGGCUCCAAGUCCCACGAGUGGAAAUUCAGUUUCUUCUACGGAUCCCCCCUCCCAAAUAAUCUGUGUUCAACGCAGCAUUUUGACUGA
Messenger RNA from Euleptes europaea (tarantolino), 903 nucleotides. RefSeq names its product H-2 class II histocompatibility antigen, E-S beta chain-like. Gene Ontology annotation, molecular function: MHC class II protein complex binding. The record is from RefSeq and is a predicted model, not a curated record. Gene Ontology annotation, cellular component: MHC class II protein complex; membrane. Bases 1 to 903 code for a protein of 300 amino acids. Lineage: Eukaryota; Metazoa; Chordata; Lepidosauria; Squamata; Sphaerodactylidae. Gene Ontology annotation, biological process: immunoglobulin production involved in immunoglobulin-mediated immune response; peptide antigen assembly with MHC class II protein complex; immune response. The transcript is spliced from 6 exons.